ACAGCCUUUAAAAACGUUUUUUGAAAGAAUGGGUCGCUCUCAGGAGCUCAGUGAAUUCAAGUGUGGUACCAUGAUAGGUUGCCACCUGUGCAAUAAGUCUAUCCAUGAAAUUUCCUUGCUACUAAAUAUUCCACGGUCAACUGUUAGUGGUAUAACAACAAAGUGGAAGCAACUGGGAAAAACAGCAACUCAGCCACCAAGUGGGGCGGGUCAGCCAAUGCUGAACCACACAGUGCACAGAAGUCACCAACUGUCUGCAGAGUCACUAGCUGAAGACCUCCAAACUUCAUUUGGCCUUCAGAUUAGCAAAACAGUGCGUAGAGAUCUUCAUGGAAAGGGUUUCUAUGGC
Molecule: messenger RNA, 349 nt
Organism: Staurois parvus
Lineage: Eukaryota; Metazoa; Chordata; Amphibia; Anura; Ranidae
Source: the annotation of a GenBank genome assembly